Molecule: messenger RNA, 3184 nt
Organism: Paramecium octaurelia
Lineage: Eukaryota; Ciliophora; Oligohymenophorea; Peniculida; Parameciidae
Source: the annotation of a GenBank genome assembly
AUGUCUUUAACAUUAAAGCCUGAAUUGAUUCUAUGCACAGAUGAAAACAUAGAUGACUAUAAGGAUCCUUGCAUGGAAGCUAGUUUCGAAUUAGUUUAAAUUCAGAAUGAGUAUCAGAAGGAAAAAGAGAUUGAAACAAACAGAAUUAAGACUUAAUCAGACGAGCAUUAAACAUUCAUAAAAACAAGAAAAUAUCGAUCAUCAUAAGAGUUACAGAUCAAACCUCUAUUUUAGAAAAACGAGAUAAAGGAUCAUGAGAAUUCAGGUAAAAUAUAAGCAAAAUCAAUUAUGGUUUCUUACUUAGUAAAGAGGUUUUUGACAAAACUAUCAGCAUCCAGAAGACAUCGGUUAUUUUUUAAACAUAAACACUUUUAAAUAGUAGGAGAUAAAGCAAGUGGUGAAGAAUAAACUUUGGGGGAAAUUAGUGUUUAAAGGAGUAAAAGUAAAAAAGGCAAAUCUAAAAAUAUUUUGUAGCUUCUUUUGAGUUUAAUUUUAGAAUGUCCUAAUUUCGUAUCAACAGUAUUUAAAUAGUUACCGAUUAUAUAUCCAUAGGAUAUUCAUAAAAUAAUAUGGGACAUCUCGUUUUGUUUUGUAUUGAUUUACUUUUUCGUAAUGAUUCCUUUAGAAUUGGCAUUUAAUAAAGGGCUAUUGUACUCACAAUGUAUAUGGUUGACAGUGCCUUUGUGCUUAUUUCUAUUGAUCAAUUAUAUAAUGAAAAUGAGUACUGUCUACUAUGAGAACGGAUAGCCAAUCAUAGAUAAAAAUAAAAUAUUCAAAAAUUAUCUUACAAAUGGGCUCAUUAGUGAUGGAUUGGCUAUUUUGGUGAUCAUUUUUAAUUUCUUUAAUUAUUUUUAUGUGAAGAGUUAUUGGAUUAGCUUGCUGUAAUUGUGUUUUGUUACUCAAUUUUCUUAUUUCACUAAAAUAACUAAAAAUGUAGAGGAAUCAAUAAAUUUAGACAAGACUUCAUCUUCAAUUUUGAAUUUAGCAAAGCUUCUAUUGAUGAUAUUAUACAUUGUGCAUUUGUAUAGUUGCUUGUGGUUUUUUAUUGGUGAUUAUGGAGGUUAAAUGAAUUGGAGUAAUUGGUUGGAUGAUCGCCUACUUAAAAAUGAAUCUAGCGUGUCUUAAUAUUUAGAAUCAUUCUAUUUUUCUACUGUUACAAUGAUUAGCGUAGGAUAUGGAGACAUCGUGCCCUAAAGUAAAUUAUAUCAUAAUAUUAUAAAGAUGAACUAGAAAAGGUUUUGACUAUAUUGUUUAUGUUAACAACUUGUAUACAGCUAUCUUUUACAAUUAACACAGUGGCAUAAAUCUUUUCUUCUAUUAAUCAUGCUACUGAAAAUACCUCAGAGAAAAUAAGAAUAAUAAAUAAAUACAUGAGUAAAAAGAACAUCAGCUUUGGAUUAUAAUAUUAGUAAGCUAUAUUAUCAUUAUAAUUAGGAUAAGACAAUACAUAAAAAUCUAUUGGAGUUAAUAAAUGAAAGAAGAGAAUGAAAUGGAAGAAGUACUAAUUAAUUCGCUUUCUGAAAAUCUAAAGAACAAGUUGAUUGAAGAAGCUAAUUCCUCGAUAUUAGACAAAUGCGAAUUCAUUAAAAAUACUUUUACUAAUCAAACUAAAUCAAAAUUGAUUAAGUUGCUAAAAACUGUUUUCAUAAACCCAGAGCAGACUAUAACUUCUCAAUUACCUUAAUUUAUUGAACCUUGUCUCUGCUUUAUAGAAUCAGGGGAAUUGCAUUUAUAAAAUAAUAGUAAAAUAGAUAACUCAGAACUGAUCAAAUUUCAUUAAGGGCAAUAUUUUGGUCUUAAUGAAUUAUUAACAGGACAAUUACCUACUUUACAAUUACAAAGUGAAUCAUUUGUAUAGCUAACAGUGCUACUAAGAAGUGAAUUUUUAGAUGUCCUAAGGGAAAAUCCUAUUGAUUAUGAAACAUUUUGUGCUAUCAAAGAUUAGAUUUUAAUGCAGGAUCUUGAUGUUCAAAGUAAAUGCAUUUCAUGUAAUUGCAGUGGACAUACAAUAUCGAAUUGUCCUGUUGUACAUUUUGUGGUGGAUAGAGAGAAGGUUAUCAAGAGCCAUCAAUUUUAUCACAGUCAAAAAAGAGAACAAUUUGUGAGGAAGAAAAGGCCACGACAUAUGUUUCACCCAAUAGUAGAUUAAUGGUUUUUGUAAUAAUUUAAUGCAUUAUUUUAGAUCUGAGAUGAGUAAUAUGUUUAGAAAUCAUGGAGAAUGGCCAAUAAUUCAAUUUUAUUCAUUAUCCAACAAAUUAUUAGAGUAAUAGCCUGAAAAGAUAGGGGCUGAAUCUCCUAUUCUUAGAACUCGUGAUGUUACUAUUUAUAAUAGCUGCAAGUCUCAAUCACAAUUACCUAACUUACAUGACAUUCUUCAAAUCUCCAAAAUUGAAAUGCAAUAAAAUCCUUGUAAUAAGAAUUUAAUAGCAUAUUAGAUCCUCAAAAUAAAACUAUGAGAUCAAACUACAAAAGAGCUAGCAUUAGGAUUAAAAAUAUUGGGAUCCGAUUGAAAUUUUAGAAAAUUGUUAAGAAAGUAAUAAGGUUGAGACAUUUCUCAAAUGGUUUCUAAAAAAAGACAGACGCUUAAAAUCAACUCUCUCCAUAAUCUGUAUUCAACAAAAGUAUGUAUUGGGUUGUUACAUCUUAUUUUCAACAACCCUAAUUAGAAGAGUAUCUUAGUAAGGAUGAUUUUUUAAACCUUUCAUUUUUGAACAAAAGAUUAAAUUUAACUCUUAAUCAGGACUUAGAUUUACAUAAAUAAUUUGAUUGUGCUAAAGAGUAUCUCCAUUAUUUAAAAUAAAACAAUCUAACAGUAGUCUUGGAGCAAUUAAAUGAAAGAUCCUUCAUGAAAAAGAAGUCACCAUUUCAACUUCAAUCUUAGACAACUAUAAUAUUACAACAGAUACUAAACUCAUAAGAGAAACGAAAAUUGUAUUUGUAAACUUAUCUUAUAAAAUAUCUAUCUUAUCCAAAUGAAUAUUUUGAGAAGUUCCAUAAAACAAAGAAAAAGUAUUAUAAUGAUGAGGAACAAUUGGGUGAGAAAAAGAGAGAACUAAUUAAGAGAUUUUCCAAUAAAAAAAGUCUAAGAAGAUCAAAUAACAUGACUGAUUUUUAAAGAUCAAUCUAAUAAUUUCAUAAAUUAAAUAGAGUUCUGCCAACAGAUUUUAACAUAGAUACUCCUUGA